Schistosoma turkestanicum is the source of this 4170-nucleotide messenger RNA. NCBI's taxonomy places the organism in Eukaryota, Metazoa, Platyhelminthes, Trematoda, Strigeidida, Schistosomatidae. The record is from the annotation of a GenBank genome assembly.
GGUAAUCGCUCUGUCUUUAAAAUCUUUGUCUUAGUAUGAAGCGUCAUCAUAGAGAGGAGUCGUCAUCUCGUGCCAAGAAGGCUCGUGCCCCUAGUAUAUCGGACGAGGAAAAUACCAAUGGGUGCAUCAACUCUUCAAAGAAGUACAAAAGUCCUCCCAGAAAGGCUUUGUUAAGACGUCCUUCGCGUGAAGACAAGUCAGAUGAGAAGUAUGACCAUCAUGGUUCGAGACAAACAUUCUUACUUCGUCCUAAUCCUGCAGCGAAGUUUGUCAAUAGCAGCAAUUCCAGCCGCUCAUUUAAUAACCCCAGGUAAUUUGUCUGUGGUGUAUCUAGUUUGCGUGAGUUCCGAGUACUCAAUCGUGUUAGUACCUGUUACUAACACUUUGGAUUUCGGUCAUCAUGUUCAUAUUUCAUACCAUUACGUAUUUAUGUGGUUCACUCAUUUUGCAGUCGCUAUUGUGUCAUUUAAUUAUUGUAUUACAAUCCCAAUAUCACUCAUAUUCAUCAUCCAUAGUACAUAAGUUUUAUCCUCAUAAUGGGUUUUAAUUUUUCUGUGGUGGAGCAUUUUGUAAGCAAUUAUGUCCUUUAUUCAUGAAAAUGAUGCAGAUUUUCGCUUGGUAGCAGCUACAGUUAUUUUUUUACUUGUCGGAUUGAUGGAUAUUAACGGUCCAUACAUUAAAUGCAUUUUAAAUUGCUCAAAUGACAUUUGGUUACAUCAAUUCUUAAUGGAGAGAAGCCAAUUGCAUUUCAUAUAUAUAUAAUCGACAUGCCUCGAAUGAUAUGCUCUAAUCAUCCAUAUUCAGGUUUUUUAAUCUUAAAAACCGAGGAGAUAUUCGUCUCGGGCAUUUAAAUUAUGUCGUUUACUCAUCCAUGCUUGUUAUAAUGUGUCCGCCAAAGUGUAGGCCACAUUUUCUCGAAAAAAAUGAAAUUUUUGGUCAUGUAAAAUCAUAUUUUGAUUAUCAUGAAUCUCUCAAGUUAUCUUAAUGAGUUUGUUCCUGCAGAACAUCAUAUGAUCAUGAAUACCUACAAUCUUUGCUGUUACCCACAUGAAAUGGUUGUCCUGCAUUUAUCACAACUAAUCUGCACAGUUGUCACAAUCGACUUAAGGCACAUGCAAUAUCAUUUGAAAUUAUUCACUAUCUAAUAUCCACCUCGUGUUGCUCGUCCAGCUUAGCUAACAAGUAAUUUCAUAGAUAGUUGCAAUCUAAGUGAAGAAUAAAUAAAAUGUAUUUCAGCGAAAUAAUAUGCACAUGUUCAAGAGUAAUAAGAUUAUAACUAAUAUUUAAAAUGAUCUACAAAAGUUCCUUAAGAAGCAUUCAGAAUUCAAAAGAUGCACUUAUAACAUCUGGAGAAUACUUUGGCCAGUUUCACGACUACUCAAGUUCAAGGAAAUCCUAUGCGCCAUCAAGUACACGACUAUCCAGUCAUUCGUCGAAAUCCUUGGUUAAUUCUUCCAGUCGGGUUAAUCCUAUGUUGGCUGCAAGUCUUGCAUCAUCAGGGAAAUUACCAAACCUUCCAAUUCCUCUUGGCUCUAAAGGGGUUGCAGCCGUGGCAGCAGCCGCGAUGAACGCAGCCGCAAUGGCUGCAGCAUUAGGUGCCGGAGGCGUGAUAUCAAGCAAACAAAUGUCACACAUAACUAAAGCACUGGAAUCUGCUACUCGGACUAGUCGUGGCCGUCAUGAUUCAUCGUCACAUAGACCUGCUCGGAGUUCCAGUGAUAAGUAUGCAAGUGAAGAUUCAAGAAGCAGUCGUCGAAAAACAACUAGUAAGGAAAAAGAUAUGCUUAGCAUUUUCAAUGCUCGUUACGCUCGUCCAGUAGAACAUCGCAAUCCCGAAGAUGACCCUAAUGCGACAAGAACAUUAUUUCUGGGCAAUUUACCACCAGAUGUCGAAGAACCUGAACUAAGGAAGCUUUUCGAACGUUAUGGUAUAAUUGAAGAUAUUGAUAUAAAGCGUCGUGAACUAGAAACUGGAGCAACCGCGUUCGCUUUUGUUCGAUACCUUAGUUUAGACAUGGCACACCGCGCAAAAGUUAAUUUGUCUGGACAAAUGAUAGGUGAAUACCGAUUCAAAAUUGGUUAUGGAAAAGUUAUUCCUACACGAUGUCUAUGGAUUGGUGGGUUAGGUCCAUGGACAAAUUAUCCUGAGUUCGCAACCCUCGUUAACAGUAUCAGCGCACCUGAAAAAAUCAUCUGGCCAUCUGGAAAAAACUAUGCUCAUAUUCUUUAUAGCGAUAGCGAAUCCGCUGCUGUUGCAGCUGAUCUUUUACGUGGAUAUCCGUUAGGAAAAAGUCAUAAGCGAAUUCGAGUGGACUUUACUGAUGAGUCACAUAUGUUUAGAGAUCCUAAUUGGAAGCGGUUUAAAAGAAAUUCGUCCUCGGAGUCAAGUCCCAGACAUUACUCAUCCAGGAGAUCACUGACGCCUCGAAUGAAACGUGAAGAUUCUCCUUCAGACAAUGCCUACUCUCGUGGUAAUAAUCAUUACUCAAAAUACAAACGCGAUCGAAGAACUUAUGCUGACAGUGACCGCAGUAAUUCUGCUUCAUCAAAUCAUAGACGAGAAUCUGGUCAUAAAUCUAGAAAAGCUACGAAUGAAAGGGCACCUAGACGUAGUCUACGAGACCACUCACUAAGUCGUGAGGCUGACUCAGCGCGUUUCGCUUCACGUUCGCCUUCAUCAUCUAAGUCUCGCAGAUAUUCAUCCUCUUCUUCAAGAUCACCGACAUUAGAAACAUCCACAAACGUAGAACAGAUAGCAUCUUGCCUUCCUUCGGUAUGGGAUGGGGCAUUUUAUCUAAAGUCGAGUAGCUUUCAGUGCAGAAUGCAUAUUUUGAAAGGUGAUAGAAGCCUUGUUGAUCAGUUCAUGUACCAAGGAUCUAAUUCAAAGGCAUCUGCGAAUUCGAACGAAACUCGUCAUACAAGUAAGAAGUCAAACAAGGACAAACGUACAUCAUUAGAUGACAUUGAUUCUAGUGAAUCUCAGGAUGAUGCACAAGAUAGUGUUAAAAGUGAGUGUACAAACAAAGAUCAAGUAGUUUCAUUACGUAUUACUCAACGAAUGAGACUAGACCCGGUAAAGUUAGACGACGUCAGUCAGCGUAUCCAAACAGCCGGUUCCACUGGGUUUUGCGUUCUUUUGGCAGUACCUCCACAUUCUGUUUCGUGCAAUGAAGUUGCAGAUGGCGAUAAGCAACCUCAAAGACCGCUUCGAAAUCUGAUCGGAUAUUUACGUGCAAAAGACUCUGCUGGAGUAGUGCUUUUAAAUCCUGGUGGGCAGAACUCGAAUGAUUCUGCAUCUCCUUCAACUACAGAGGCAACAUCCGGGGUAUUGUACGCAUUCCCACCGUGUGAUUUUGCUUUGAGUCUCUUGCGUGAAAGUGCUCCACGACUAGAAAAAGAUUAUGGCAAAGAUGAUUACCUAGCUAUAAUACUAAUUCGUGGGGCCGGAGUUGUGUAAACAAGACCCGAAAAACCAUGCUUCCUAACCCAUUUAGAACGUUCUUGUCAGCAGCACCGUAUCUCGCUAAUGCGCCACUACUUUGUUGUUCUUCCUGUGCAAAAAAUCAUCUUGGUCACUAAUGUUACGUUGAAUUAUAUUAUAUUUCCUAAAAGAGCAUUUACAAAAAAGCCGUUUGUUUCUGCGCUUGUAUUUCAAAAGAACUAUUUGCGGUUAAUAUACAUAAUGUUCUUUAUACCUUGUUUUUAGUUCACGAAAAGUGCUAAGGAUAUCGAGCUGGUUUAUUGAUAGACUGGGAAUUUACAGUUAAGAGUUUGUUAUUGUUUAGGAAGACAAAGUAUUUCAUCAAUGUAAGAAACUCAAGUCCUCUGUUUGAUUUCUUCAGGAUAAAGUAAUGCAUAGAAUACUCCUUUAGCUUCUUUUAGUUGAUCGAAUGAACCAGAUUCGACAAUUCUACCUCUUGAUAUGAACAAAAUCUGGUCGACUUUUGAUGUUGAAAGUAGUCUAUGGGUAACUAAUAGAUAUGUACAGUCCUGUGGUAGUCCUGUCAAUAAGUUUUGAAUAUAUCGUUCGUUCUCUGGAUCCACUGCAGAAGUAAUUUCAUCCAGAAGUAGUAGUUUUGGUUUACGCACGAGAGCACGCGCUAUUGCAAUCCUUUGCCUUUGACCGGUAGAAAUAUGAGUACCUCCAGGACCAGCUAGCGUGUUGUAUCC